AUGAGCCGCCCGGCGUCUGCGGCUCUGCACUCUCCUGCUCUGUCUCAGUCUUUCGUCCUGCUCCAACUGGCUUUUCCUGCGAGCUUUUUCCGCCGCUCUUUUCCACUUUCCUUACAACCGCAGGUGUUCAUCCCCUUUCCCACGCCUCCACUAUGAAUCGUCGCUGAAGACGUCCGUGACUGAAGACGUGGCAGUGGAUGCCGAGCUCUUCCGGAGGUUUGUUCUCAACUAUUUCAGCCGAUCUGAUCGCUCAGAUAUUGUUUUCGAACUGUAAAUCUCGUUUUCCGGGGUACCUGGCUGCAUGCAAACAUCCUCGGAUCAAGAGUUUUGAUCAAAAAUGUUUUAAAGGAGCCUGUGAGUAAUCUCGAACACAAAUAAAGUUGUCUGCUCAAAUAUUUUCAUGUUUUUUUAAAAAAAUUUAAAUUGCUUUUUGAAAAAUUUUUUUUUCCCUUAAAAAUAGCAAUCCCGCUUUUUUUGAAAUUAUGUUUUAUGAUACCGUCCUAUAUUUCAUGAACAGUCUUGAUUUUUGAUUGAAAUAACAACUUGAGAGAAAAAACUUUUUCUUCACAAAUCCUACAAUGUGUUCAACGUUUCCUGAAAAAAACACCAAAAAGUGUGAGAGGCUGCGAUUCGAACUGCGGCUACUCGGCGGGUGUAAUGGCGGAGGUCGGUGCUCCCUGGCCAUUCUUCUUCCAGGACUUUCUCCGCGGCUAUCCAGUUUCAUCGCCUCUUUUUUCAUUUUCUUGAUCACCGAAAUUGAAUUGCUACUCUUAACACAGGAUCUUUCAAUUUUCAAACCAAUUUUCAAAUUUUAAUUCGAUAGCUGGAAAAAAAAUUUUUCGAUUCAUUGUGCGAAAAUCUCCCAAGUUUUUCCGAAUCAAUUUGUGAUUGUCCCUUUUCCUGUUUUAAAAAAAUUAAGCUGGUGGUUUAUAAAAAAAAAAACAUAUGCGCAAAGUUAGGAGACGCAGAAGUAAUGCAUGAACUGAAAUGAAACUGAAAAAGCUCUCGUCGCCUUUAGACCUUUCUAAAAUCUUGUAUGUUUUUUCGAACAUCCUCGCGAAGAUUAUCAAUGAAAAUGUUCGAAGUACACAUGCGCAAAAGCUGUUUCACGAGGUAUUAAGCAGCCCGUGGCUUCAAAUAACUGCUAUAUCGGAAUCCGAGUCUCAUCUAUUAUAAAAGAGCAUAAUCCCUAUAUAGUAUUAAGGUCGCUUGAUACUCCUAGUCUUGCGUUGAGCAACUUUCGGAGUGACGCAUGCUUUACACAAAGUCUGCGGAAUGAUUUCGAGAGAUCGCAUUUGAAUAAUAUUUUCUGAGACAAGCGAGGCGCCAAUUCGAACACCUGCUUCCGAAUUGCUUUCUAUUCGGCGUCUCUUUGUUGUACUACGUUCGAGAACUCAAUAAUCGAUUUGAAAGAUUUUCAAGCCAGACUCCGAGAAAGCUUUGAAGACAAAAAAUUUCAAGUUUUGAGUUGAUGCCCUAGAACUUCGACGACCUCUGAUUAGCUUCUCAAAAAAAGCAGUCAAGAUGGUAUAAUAUAUGAAAAGUUUUCCUUCCUUUGGCAGAGAACAUUCUGAAACGCCGGAAUCAAAUAAAUUCAAGAUUGGAUACGGAAUUUUUUUUUUCUUUCGCGUUUUUCUUCUUUUUGUGAAUUAAUGAGAUCCAUUUUGCAGAGAAUGCGGAAACAAGAAGAUGCGGCGCCCUACAGCCGGCUCUCGAGCUCGUGCUCUUCCAUUCGCAGCAGCAACUAUUCUACAGCCAGACCCUACACUCCCAGGUACUUUCAUUUUCUGGAAGUGGCCAAAAAACUAGCAAAUAAUGAGAAAGAACGUAAAUAUCAGUGAAAUAAAAAGUUGAAAACACACUCAUGAAAAUCCCGAACGGAUUUCUUCGAAUUUUGGGGGCGAAUGCCAAAAAACAUCGCAUGUCGGAAGGCAUUGUAGUUGCCGGGGCAACAAAUCGGAUUGUGUUGAAUUCGAAGCAAAUCCUCUUUCUUUCGCGGCGUUCCUUCCAUUUUUCCACUGUUUGAGUCUAUUUCAGUCUGAGCUCGUACCGAUAUUCCGCAUCCUCGUACACUCCGAGUUCGCGCAUGUCCUCUUCUGAAAAUGCAGGUUUGUUCUCAAAAUUAAUCCCAUUUAGUUUCUUUAAAACAUGGAAAUUUUUAUAAGGGUUCAAAAUUUGAGUUUUAUUUUACAAAGUAAUCUAAUUAAUGAACAUAUAGUCUGUUCAGAUUCUAAAUGUCAAGCAGCUAACUCCGCCCCUGCUGAGACGGUACCCUUUCGGGUCGAUGUUUUAACGCGCGGGACUAAUUUUGAUCUUUUUUGAUCUAAAAGAUAGAAAAAGAAGUCAAAAACGCAGCCUUAUUAAAGGGCCAUUGUCAUCUGUAGAUCAAACAUUGACGCGAAAGAUAUUGUAGCUUUGGGGGUGGAGUUAGCUGCUCGACAUUCAAAAUCUGAACAGACUAUAGUAAUCACUUGGGCUUCCGCGUUUUUAACGCAUUGCGCGUAGUUUUUCCUGCCUAGGCCGCAUACAUAACGAUAGAGUAGACACUAUAAAUGACGCGCACAAAAGCACGCACGGUUAUUUAUAAUUUUAUAUUCAAUAAAAAUAAACUUGUUGUUUUAUAUGCUUCAUCUUUGUUCAAUCAACAGCCUGCUCAGCCAAUAUUUUUUUCAUUCAAAAAAAUAAUUUUUUUAUAGAUUGUUUCUCUUCUUUCUCUUUAGAAAAAUUAAUAUUAUGUACUUUUUUAAACUUUCGGAAACUUUCAUAGUGAAGUGGUUUUUUCAUUAGCUUGUUUUUUUCUCCAGACUUUUUUCUAAAAUUCUGAGCUUUUUUUUUCAAUAUCUCAGUCAAAUAGUUUUUGGUUUCUGAUUGUCCUUCUAAGCUGAGGUUGGAAAAUGGAAGAGGAUGUUCCAGGAGCCACCAGCAGUAGUAUAACAGGACGCUCCCGUUAUUCCACAUCUUCCACCUCUUCUCAUACAAGCACUUUGCCGCGUUCAGCAUCAACAACUCAUAAAAAUUUAUAUACCAGGUAGCUUUUUUUUCGGAAAAUCAAAGCAAUAAUUCUUUAUUCAGCCCAGCAGCUGCGCGGGUUUCUGUCUCGGCCAAUGAGAGCAUAUCGACGAGUUCAAGUUCUUGGACGCCCUCGGCCUACCGAGGACUCAGCCGAUACCAGUCAAGUUAGUGAGGACAGAAUCUGAUAAAUAUUUACAUUUACUUAAGAUGUUUUUAGUUUUUAGAAAAUGAAAUUUAAAAAAAGAUAUUUUCAGGCACUUCUCAAAACGCAGAGCUGCCGACGACUAGAGCCAGUUCAAUAGCAUCAAGUUCUGAACGCGUGAGAGAGCGUCCGCGGCACGUUGAAGCCGAGAGGAUCGAGACGACGCCGACGACUCGGACUCACAUGGUCCAUCCGACCUCAUCGCACAUCCGCAGUCGUUCCACCAGCUACAGGUUUUCGAAAAAUGACGUAUUUUAAGGAAAAAAUUUCUUCUUGAAGAACUAUCAACGUUGCGCAGUUCAACCAACAAGCCAAGGAGCGGGCUGAACGCGAUGAAAAAGAUCGACAGUAUAGGCGAGUGUUUUUGAAAUCUUCUAAAAAUGGAAUGGCCAUGAAUGAUUACAUCGAAUAGAGCUUUGGAGUCAGUUUUAGAUUAAUUUCAUAGGCCUUGCCUUUUUCUGAUAACUCUUUGGAUCGUAUUGACUUGUCAAGAUAAUGAAUCAGUUUUUAUACUCGUUUUGAAAGUGACUAUUCACAAAAUCAUAUACUAUUUACUAUAAAUAAAACUGAAUGAUAAUAUCACUAACGAGGUUCAGGGAAUGGAUCGAGAAAGAAAACGCACGUGACUCUUCCUCAGCUCUGCCUCUUAUCGAGCCGACUCCACCGCCUGUGGCCGAGUCGACGCCGCAAAAAGAUUUUAGGAAAAAACUGACGAGCUACAGUUCCGCCUCAGGUUUGAUCUUCUAUCAUUUUAAGUUUUGGAAAAUAUUCCUUCGAAGAGUGUUGGACCUUUGAAUAGAGUUGAAGCAGCUAACUGAAGAAAAAAUUCAAUAUUUGCUAUUUUUGAAUUACCUUCUCGUUAUCUUCAAAGUUGUUUUGCAAUCAGAAUCUCCGCUACAGGGUACAGUUCUUCAUCGUACGCAGCACGACCGACGUCGCCUCGUCCUCCGCUGGACCUCAGUCCCGACGGCCUUCUGAUGUCGACGAGUCAGUCGGCGACGUCGGCCCCUUCAGCUCCGCCGCCUGCCUACAAGGCUUCGGGAGGACCGCCCGCGCCACCUCCGCCUCCGCCGCCAGCUUCUCGCUCCGCCACCCUGCCAAGGUCCAUGUCGACGACUUUCUCCACGUCUGCCUCUGUGGCUCCUUCGCGUUUCAGACCUACUGCCAAGGUGAAUCACCGAGAAUCAGAAGGAGUAUUAAUGUGAGAAAAUAUGAAUAAAAAGACUUGCCCUCAUUUUCUUUCACGUAGAAAUCGACGGCUGUUUUAUAUUCAUUUCUUCGAACUGUAUGCAAAAUCAACUCUUUUGGUAGUAUGAGGACGUUUCAGUUGCAGGUGAUGCCGUACGACGAGGACCAGGAGCGGGUCUGCGUCGUUCAGAGCGGCUACACGGGCCUCCGCAACAUCGGCAACACCUGCUUCAUGAACGCCGUCCUCCAGAUGCUCAUCAACAACAUCGAGCUCCGCGAGUUUUUCCUCCGAGACCAUUUUCGCAUGGAGAUCAACGAGAAGAACCCACUCGGCUUUUCGGUUCGUUUUUGCAUCCGAACUUUCGGCUAUUUCUAGCAAAUAAAUAAAAAUGAAAUGAGAAAUGAAGUGAAUUUUAGAAUCGCUGGAAUCUUUUUUAUGAAAUUUUCAUUUUGAGUUGAUAUUCCCUUCAAUUAUUCAUUUUGAGGGGCGACUGGCUAUAGCUUUUGCCGAUUUCAUGCGCCAAAUGUGGAGCGGAAUGCAAAAAGCCAUUGAACCUUGUACUAUCAAGGUAUAUCAUUUUUUUUUUUUUGGCUUUCAUUACCAUUUUUUCAGGAAAUUGUGGCCGAAAAAGCCUCGCAAUUUGCUAAUUUCGCCCAACACGACGCUCACGAAUUUCUUUCUUUCCUUCUAGACGGUCUUCACGAGGAUGUUAAUCGGGUUUCUCAUUUUUCUUCGUUUUCAUCAGUUUUUAGCCUUUCUGAAAGAAGGGACCAUGAAGUCAGAACCUUAAUCAAGUUUAUCAAAAACUAAGUAUUUUCAAGACAGUCUUUGGAAUAAAAUUUUUAUUGUUCGCUCACAGAUCUGUGGCGUGGAGGAAGAGAACCAGAAAAUUCAUAUUUGCUUUAAAUCAAAUAAAAAAAGAAAAUAUUUGUACAAUCGAAGCAAGUUUCUCACGUAGAAAAAUGGAAAAAAUUGGACUCACCUCAUCAUAAAGAAAAAAUGUUAAUUUUUUAAGUUAUCCAUUUCUAUCCAAUUCUAUUUCAUCGUCAAUUUUGGAGUUUUCAGGUGAAAAACAAGCCAUUGACGGGUACUGUAGAGAGCGAUGGAAGGCACGACAUUGAGGUCUUUUUUUAUUAUCUUGAAAGAAAUCUGAUGCUUAAUCGUUCUCCAGGUGUCGAACGAGGCUUGGCGCAAUCAUUUGCUUCGAAACGACUCAAUUUUCGUCGAUUUGUUCCACGGACAACUCAAAAGUCGCGUCCAGUGUCCAAACUGUGAUCGGGUAAACUUUAUUUUAAUUUUGAAUUUUUUUUUCCUCUGAAGACUAACUAAGUUUUAAUAAUAUGCAAUUAGACCCGAUUGUACGAUAAAACUGGUCUCACGCCCGUUCAGAAACGCUUGCCGAGGUGUCUAGCUGGGUUUUUGUGUCAAAUUUCUUUUACUGUGAAACUUGGUGAAGGGGAUUUUUAAGCGUAAAUUAACACUGAAAUAGAGUAUCUGUAACUCUACAAGCUCUGUAGAAAGCGAUGACAGCGUAAUCUUGAACUUUUUAUCUAUAAAAAAGUUUCGUUUUGUUCCCCGGAACACUCCAGGCGUUUGAAAACAGUCUUUGAGGAUUAUUUUGAAAAUAAACAUCUUUUUUUAAAGCGAAAUUUAAAUUUUGAGGUUUCAAUCACCUUCGACCCAUUCGUCUACCUCCCAGUCCCGUUUCCCAAGAGAAAACGUUCCAACACAGUCUUGUUCUGGCCUUUGGACUCGCUGGCCAAGCCUCUCAAGGUCUGCGGGGAAGGUCCUCUCUCCUUCCAACCGAAUUCGCAGAUCACGGUGACGUACUCGAACGACGGCACGGUCGCCGACUUGCUCUCCGCAGUCGCGGAAGUCGUCGGCGUCCCCAGUCGCGUCCUGCGGGCCAUCGAAGUCUUCGGCCAUCGCAUCGACAAGAUAUACAACUCCCUUUACAAGGCCAGCGACAUCGGCAGCUGCGACGUCGUCUACGUGUUCGUCUCAGUCUUUCCGCCUCGAUUUCUCCUCUUUUCUCGUUUUCAGCUUCCAAAUCCACGACGAGGCAGACUGCAAUGAGGAAGUCAUCACGAUGUACGCCCUUCAAAGACAACUCUUCCCUCCAAAUUUGAGGUGCGCAAAAAAUUAUUGACUGUUAAGAACUGAAGGUUCAGAUACAUGUGCAACGAAUGCGGCAAGCACGACGGCCAUUUGAAAGCUUGUGAAGGCUGUUAUAACGCCUAUUUCUGCAGCAAGUACGGUAUUUCUUGAUUCAGCGAGAAAAGCACAAAUUAAAACAAAAAAAAAUCAUCAGAUAUAUUUUUGUUGUUUAUUCAUCACGCAGUUGUUUUUAUGGCUGUCUUAAAGUGUUUCUGAACAACGAAUAACUAGUUUAGUCUGACAAGAAAGAUCCUUCUUCUUUGCAGUUGGGAAUUCAUUGAAAACGGGCUAUAAUACUCCUCGGUUUACCAGAUAAAGAUCCUGGAAGUUCCCAUAUGCACACAGUUUAUUUUCUAAGAAAAGAGACCUUAAAGUCGAAGAAACCCUCAAAAUUCAAUAAAAUGGGAUAUUUCGGAGGUUUUGAGCCCUUUUUUCCCCAAAAUUAAUAGUUGUGUAGGUUGAGAGUUCCAAAAUUUUCCUUUGGUACAUCGGGGAGUGUGCUAGCCAGUUUUCGGGAAAAUCGCAACCGUAAGAUAAAGAGCUUUCCUUGGGAAAAAAAAUAUAUCAAUUUUAACAUUGAAAUAGCCUUAUGUCGAGAAGUUUCCAUGACAGUUGCAUAUCAUCCCCUGCUCUUAGGGACUGUCAGUUGUCGAAUUGGACGAACGGCGGCCACCGCGACGAAUGUCGUCGACGUCCCAUCGGCGAACACGUCGGCCAGCCCCUCGUCGUCUCUUUCCCUCGCAGCCAACUCUCCUACGCUCAUCUUUACCGAACUCUCGAGGCUCGCAGCAGGUUCCGAAGCCUGUCAUUGCUCUGUCUGACAUCUUUUCUUCUCAGGCAUUCUGUCACCGUUUUCCAAGCACCUCAGUACGGCGACGUCAAUGGAAACGACGGAGAAGUGGACCCGCUCGAGGCCGAUUCGCUAUCUCUCCCUGGAAAGGUUUUCUUUAGAAUUCAAUUUCGGCUCUGCAACCAUCAUGUAUCAGUUAGAGAUAGUCAAGUUUAAAAGUUUCUAGGAAUGAUACAUGAAAUUUUUUUAUAGUGUUUUAAUGUUUUUUCCGUGAAUUUGGCUUCCCAGAUAAAAUAAUGGGAUAGGAAAAUAAUUUCAAUUAAUACCCAUUUUGGGAAUUUCAAUUACCCAAUCGGACCUUUAUAUUAUUUCUGGUCACUUUUUCUAAAUCCCGUCUGAAAGCUCCAACAAAAUUUUUUCCGAAGAACUUUUUGUUCAGAAAAGGCCUGGAGUUGGAGCUCCGCCAUCGUUCUUGAAUCCCGCCGGUCAAAUGAACGGCGUUGUGAGUUUAUUCUAAAAAAAAAUCUGAUAAAAUUAUUUGAAUCAGGCCCACAGCCGUAGUCCCUCGCCCCGUAGACAAAGUGUGCUCGCCGAGCCGCGAUCGAAGAAUUUGAAGGCGUCGCCUCGACUUUUCGACAUCCGGCGACUGAAUCAGUUGUCUGAUUCCUUCGGCGAGUUGAUCUCGGACAGUCCAGGUGAGAAAAAAAAAGAGUCUGAAUAGAUUGAACUUUCCGAUAGAUUCCAUCGAGCAACUGCAAAAUGGAGCGUUUUUAUCGGUUAAUUGGGUCAACAUGCGUUUUGGCAAAGAAUACAUCACGGUCGGAAAUCGCAGCACUGUCGUCAGUCUUUAUUUUUUUUAUAUGCAACCUUUUUUUGUUACACUUCAAGAAGCUGAACUUAGCUGCCUGGCUAAUUUAUCUAAGGAUUUGGAAACGUUCUUCCAGUUUAUUCUUGCCUUUCUAGGAUAUUGACACGAAAAGAUCGGAAGAGCUUUCUCCGACGAGUAAAAACGCGGACCGACGCGGGUCGGAUGCAGAACCGACGCUCAACGAAAUGCUGGUUUGUACAAGAUCCGCCACUCAGCUAUUUCGCUCUUCAGGAACUGUUUUCUGAAACGGAACGCCUGAAACCAGAAGAGUCGUGGUACUGCUCGAACUGCAAGACUCACGUCGAAGCAACCAAAAAACUGGAACUUUACCGGCUGCCGCCCAUACUAAUCGUCCAGCUCAAACGCUUCGUUUACACUGGUUUACUCUUUCUCAAUGUAUUUUUUGAGCCUGAGCUUCAGCUUUCGCGAGCCAGGCGAGCAUGCAUCGACGGAGCAAGGACGAGCGCCACGUCGACUAUCCGCUCGAGAACCUCGACAUGGCUCCUUUCCUCUCUCCCAACGCUCCCGACCAGCCUUCCACCGUCAGUUCCACUUACUCUUUUCAUUUUGAAUGAAAUCAGUGUUUUUGAUCUAACAGGUGCCAUUCAGCUACUUCUGUUAUCUUUCAGGUAGAAAAAAGUGAACGAAAAGACUUGUAAAAACUUGAUGAAAAUACUUGAAAAAAAAUAAGGGUGAGUCCAGAUCUGAGUAAGUUCUGGAUGUAGAGUAGCGGAUGGAAAGUCUUGGAAAUAGAGGAAAAAAAUCACUUUUACUUGAUUAAAUAUAAAAACAUAAGAACUCAGAAUUUUCACAACCCUCCUCACGGAAAUUCAGAUCUACGACCUGACUGGCGCCGUUUGUCAUUCUGGCAGCAGCUACUUCGGACAUUACAUCAGUCUGGGACGGUUACCCGAUUUCGACGGAUCCAAGACCAAGAUAGGUUUGUUUUGUUAAAAAAAAGCUUCUUUAUAAAAAAAAAACUUUUUGAGAAUGGAGAACUUUUGACGAUUCCAUGGUGACGAGACAGUCGGCGAGCGCCGUUCAAAGCGACGACGCCUAUCUUCUUUUCUACAAACUGCGCAGUGAUUCAGUCACUCGCGGCAUAUUCAGGUACUCCUACAAAUUUUGUGGCAAUUAAUCGCAAUUCCUUCCAGAAAACACUAUUCCUGUGAUCCUGGAGAUGAUCCCAAGAGUGAAGGGGAGAAAUCUGAUCUUUAA
Molecule: messenger RNA, 9436 nt
Organism: Caenorhabditis auriculariae
Lineage: Eukaryota; Metazoa; Nematoda; Chromadorea; Rhabditida; Rhabditidae
Source: the annotation of a GenBank genome assembly